This is a messenger RNA of Amoebophrya sp. A120, 2280 nucleotides long. Lineage: Eukaryota; Dinophyceae; Syndiniales; Amoebophryaceae. The record is from the annotation of a GenBank genome assembly.
AUGGCGUUUAACCUCGAGAGAUUAGGAAGUCUGCAACUUCAUCAUGAUUCUGGACUAGAAGAAGUGAGAGCGGAAGUUCUUCCGACAUUGUACUCUGACGCUAUGUGGUCGUUGAGCUUGAGUUUGUGCAAGAUGAUCUUGAUUCUCUUCUGCUUCACAGCAGCAACGGCCACCGAGCUUGUUGGUUCUCAACACGCGGCGACCGGAACAACCGAAAAGAGCAGUUCCCAAGAACAUGCCGACGACGCUAUCGUUGUUCGCGAGUGGUUAAAAACUGCGUGCAACGAGGCCGAAGAUUGGGGUCCGAUCCCUCCGAAUGAUUUUUUCCAGCCGGAAUUCGUUCUCGCUUUCACGCGACACGGAGCGAGAAUACCCUGUAGCGGCGGAAACGCGGACAAUGUCCCGGUGGAAUUCACAUGCUGGCAGAACGAUACGGUCCAGUAUGCCUGCACUCCGAGGAAGGCAAGGCUGGAUAUUGAUGUGGGGGAAGCAGCAGCUGACCACACUAGGAGUAUUCUCGAUAAAAAAGGAGCAGGAAAACGAACUUCUAGCACACGCGGCAAUAAUCAAGAUGAAGAUAUUAACUACGAGGAAAAUAUAUCAGUUCUUUCCUCGAAGAACUAUAUGGAAAUACUGUUCGAAAAGGAGCAAAAUUCUUGGCGGGGUACCUGCAGCACAGGGGAACUCACCGAUGCGGGUCUAAGGCAGUGCCGCAACAACGGGCGCCGGCUCGCAGAGGCUUACGGUACAACUUCUGGAACAAGUGGUGUGGACGAUGAUCUUCAUUCUACUACCGGCGAUGAUCGCAGCAGCCUUGAAGUGUCUUUUUUCUCAGACGAAUCCCAGCGGGUGCAAGAGUGCGGGCAGGCGAUGGCUGCGGAGAUGUUGGUUUGGAAAGAACCUGUAAACGCAAAUGGAAUAAAAAACGCCGUUCCAUCAACAUCCGAGGGAGGAAAACGACCGACGCAUGCUGAAGCUGAUGAUUCUCUUUCUCCUGAGGGCCGUGUCAAUAAUAAUCAACACCCCCAAGAAGAAACCCAAGCAACCCGUGUCCUCGUCCCUGCUCGCCCCGCAGCCAACCUGACGUGGCACGUACUCGGCCCGGGUUCCGGGCUGCAGCCGGGGAGGCUGGGGGGUUGCCUGGCGUUCGGUGCGGCGGUGAAAAGUUGGUGGAAGGAGUCCGCGUUUUUGCGGCAAAAGGCCGAGCAGUACCCGGAGUUGCUCCCGCAAUUACGAGCUGUCUUUGGCGACUUCGUCUUGGGCAAGAAGCUCGAUAAUUUUCGCACACUCAGCAAAGUGAUGGACUGCGUGCACGGGCAUUUUUGCAGUACGGUGGUCGACCGCGAAGAGCGGAAGCGCUUUCACGUGCCACUCGCAUUGGAAAAAACGCUCCUGGCGCAGCUCGUCGCUUCCGGCCUCGCGGCGGCCAAGUACGAGGCAUUUUUCGAAGAUCCGCACCUCGCAAAGCUGAGCGCGGGCUACUUCCUCGGGCGGACGGUGUUACCGGGGUUGCGGAGGGAAGUAGUAGAGCGGUUGAAAAGUUCUAAUGACGAGGACCCAAAGGUAAAACAUGACGCUCUCGCUCCGUCUUCCCCUGAGGUAGUGGUGCAACCCUCUUCAAGAAAAGCGACCGCACAUUACAGGAAAAGCUGGCGUGCGAAACGCUUCCACAUCUACGCGGGACACGAUUUUGGUCCGCUUGGGCCGCUGCUGGGUCUGCUGGGUGCGGAGCAGCUCUCGUUCGUGAAGAAGUGGCCCAACUUCGCUUCCUUGCUUGUUUGGGAAUUCGGCGCGGGGAAGGUUCGGCUGGUGUACGACGGAAAAGUGCUGCCGACGAAGGUGUGCGGUCCCACUGGGGUCUGUGCGGCGGAAGAGUUUUUGCAAAAGUUGGAGGCGUUGGUCCCCUCGCGGACGGAAUGCAAUGGCUCGGGUACUAAUUAUGCUUCCGGAGGAUUACGGGUGGAUGACGUAGGGGGGGAGGAAGAGGAGGAUGUCUUGUUCGCUAUCGCUUCCGCUAGUCUUCGUGCGAGCAGGGCCCGUGAGAAUCUCGAGGAAAAUUAUGUUGAAAAUCGAGAGGACAGUCUGGAAAUGCCAUCGAAGAUAAUUGUUGAAAGUGUUGGUGAAAAAAAAGAUGAUCACGAUGGCGCGAAAGGAAGCGAACUGCACCAGCACGAAAUUUUAACCUCCGUACAACAUGGGGGAGUAGCAGCACAGAAACCAGAGCCGCCUCUUGAACCCGGCGGUGCAGAUUCUUCCACUAGUGAUGUCAUUUGGCAAUGA